CUGUCCAUGUUCAAUGUAUGUAAAGAAAGUAAAAAAACCAUAAUCACAUAAAAAGGAUAUGACAGUGUAACCACUGUCUUUUGUCUCGCAGUGAUUUACCGUUAUCUAGCAAGUAGCUACCGUACUCUCAAGAGAGCCAUGGGAGAAGUUGAUCCAGCUUUCAUCCAAGCCACCGAACACAGACCCAAACUCAAUACCAUCCAAAUCGAGGGAAUCCCACUUAUUGAUCUUUCCGUAUCUGACACUAGAGACCUCAAACAACUUGUUUCGGAGAUUGGAAACGCAUGCAAAAAGUGGGGAUUUUUUCAAGUGAUCAAUCAUGGGGUGCCUUUGGAAUUAUGCACAAGGAUUAAGGAGGCGGCGAAAACAUUCUUUGAUCGGCCCAUAGAGGAAAAGAUGAAGGUUAAACGAGAUGAAGUGAAUGCUAUGGGGUACCAUGAUAGCGAGCACACAAAGAACGUUAGAGACUGGAAGGAAGUCUUUGAUUUCUUGUUAGAAGAUCCAACUUUUGUCCCAGCUUCGCCUGAGCCUGAGGAUAAAGAAAUAAGGACGUUGACUAACCAGUGGCCUGAGAACCCUCCCGAGUUCAGGGAGGUGUGCCAGGAGUAUGCUCGAGAGGUGGAAAAGCUAGGUUACAAGCUGUUGGAACUCAUCUCCUUAAGCUUAGGCUUGCCGGCUAACCGGUUGAGUGGCUACUUUAAAGACCAUACAGGCAUGCUAAGACUUAACUAUUAUCCUUCUUGCCCUUGCCCUGACCUAGCACUUGGUGUUGGUCGACACAAGGAUGCUAGUGCCUUAACUGUCCUUUCUCAAGAUGAUGUUGGAGGACUACAAGUAAAGAGAAAAACUGAUGGAGAGUGGAUUCCUGUUAAGCCAAUCCCAAAUGCCUUCAUCAUCAAUGUUGGUGAUACUGUUCAGGUCUGGAGUAAUGAACUUUAUGAGAGUGUGGAGCACAGGGUGGUGGUGAACUCUGAAAAGGAAAGGUUUUCAGUUCCAUGCUUCUUUUUCCCUUGUCACUCUGUCAUGGUGAAGCCACUGGAGGAGUUAGUCAAUGAGCAAAAUCCAGCAAAGUAUAAAGAAUACAGCUUUGGAAAGUUUUUUGUUGCUAGAAACCGCAGUGAUUACAAGAAGCUUGAGGUUGAAAACAUUCAAAUUCAUAAAUUUAAGAUAUCUAAUUAAGUUGCUGAUGUAUAUACAAACCUGCUAAUAAAGCACUAGAUUCGGCUUGUUGUAAUUUAUCAUGCUAUGGAACCUUGAUAUCAGAAUAAAAAUAUUUCUUCUCAACCCAAGAUUACUUUCA
Messenger RNA from Theobroma cacao (cacao), 1300 nucleotides. Its product is annotated as protein DMR6-LIKE OXYGENASE 2-like. Lineage: Eukaryota; Viridiplantae; Streptophyta; Magnoliopsida; Malvales; Malvaceae. The record is from RefSeq and is a predicted model, not a curated record.